CGGAAGUAAUGCUAGCAAUUUGCUUAACUGUCUAUGGAAAUGUGUGGCUUGCAGUAGAAAGUUCUUCUUGUCGUAUAUUAUUGUACGUGUCGGGGUUCACUACUGUAGCUGCACCGGUAUUUAUGAAAGACUGUUACUAUAACGUAGCUAGUGUCUGCCUGCCUCUGUCACUGUUGCGGCUCUGUGCCUCUAUACAAAGUCAACUCUGCUCUGUUGUUGUUAGCUUAGCUAACGUUAGCCCCAAGGUCUCACUGCCUGUCCUCUACAUGCUGUGACUUGCUAACAGGAAUCUGAGGCUGUGGAGACAUGGUGGGCUAUGACCCUGGGGCUCUGUGUGCAGCUUUCUCACCAGAGGAGGCAGCCCUGGCUGGGUCAGCUGCUGGGAUGGUCACCAGGGCCCUCAUCAGCCCCUUUGACGUGCUUAAAAUCAGAUUUCAGCUGCAGAUUGAGCGUCUGUCUUCACAUAGGCCCGAGGGGAAGUACCAGGGAUUACUUCAGGCAUCUCGGUGCAUUUAUUUAGAGGAGGGACUCUCCGCUUUUUGGAAGGGCCAUGUCCCUGCACAGCUCCUCUCCAUUAGCUUCGGGGCUGUCCAGUUUGCCAGUUUUGAGUUAAUGACGGAGGUGGUCCACAAGUCGACGCUGUAUGACAGCCAGACAGCAGGAGUUCACUUUCUGUGUGGUGGUCUGGCUGCAUGCUCUGCUACAGUGGUCUGCCAGCCUCUGGACACACUGCGGACACGCUUUGCAGCUCAGGGAGAAACCAAGGUUUACAGCAACUUGCGUCAUGCUGUGUCUACAAUGUGCCGCUCAGAGGGAGUGCUAACAUUUUACCGUGGCCUGUCUCCAACACUGAUGGCAGUGUUUCCUUAUGCUGGGCUGCAGUUUUUCUUCUACAAUGUGUUUAAGAAACUGUUGGCUCCAACAGCUGAAGCUGGAAACUCAGGAGGAGACCUAAGAAGCCUGGUCUCUGGCAGUGGAGCUGGAAUAAUCAGCAAAACAAUGACAUACCCCUUUGACCUUUUCAAGAAGAGACUGCAGGUGGGGGGCUUUGAGGCAGCCAGAGUUCACUUUGGACAGGUGCGGAAUUAUAGAGGCCUGGUGGAUUGCAUGGUUCAAAUAGCCAAAGAAGAGGGUGUCCGAGGCUUCUUCAAAGGCCUCUCACCCAGCCUUGUGAAGGCUGCACUAUCAACAGGCUUCACCUUUUUUUGGUAUGAAUUUUUUCUCAAUGCCAUGCAUAACCUAAAGGAAAGGCGGAGAACAAAUGGCCUCGCCAGAGACCUCGAGGAAAGUUAGUGAAGGGAAAAAAAGUAACAAUGUCAUAAUAACGCACAUUAGAAAUAGACCCAUGCCUCUUUUGCUUGCACUUAACACAUUUAUCACCUGGGUCGAAGUUCGGUGUUUUUCUUUUUAUGUUUUUGUGUUUAUGUAUAAGGAUGGGAAAACAUAACCUCAUUGUAUUUGUUUAUGUGCUGUCAUUACGUCUUGUAUCCAAAAUUGCAUUUUUU
Messenger RNA from Etheostoma spectabile (orangethroat darter), 1505 nucleotides. RefSeq names its product solute carrier family 25 member 19 (gene slc25a19). The transcript is spliced from 7 exons. The record is from RefSeq and is a predicted model, not a curated record. Gene Ontology annotation, biological process: transmembrane transport. Lineage: Eukaryota; Metazoa; Chordata; Actinopteri; Perciformes; Percidae. Bases 307 to 1293 code for a protein of 328 amino acids.